Messenger RNA from Zingiber officinale, 772 nucleotides. Its product is annotated as 60S ribosomal protein L27a-3-like. The transcript is spliced from 2 exons. Gene Ontology annotation, biological process: translation. The coding region runs from base 65 to 517 and encodes 150 amino acids. The record is from RefSeq and is a predicted model, not a curated record. Gene Ontology annotation, molecular function: structural constituent of ribosome. Gene Ontology annotation, cellular component: cytosolic large ribosomal subunit; ribosome. Lineage: Eukaryota; Viridiplantae; Streptophyta; Magnoliopsida; Zingiberales; Zingiberaceae.
CUCUCCUCCAGUAUAUAGAAACCCUAGCCCUAGAGGAGUAGGAGGUGAGCCGCCAUCCGCCGCCAUGACGACCCGCUUCAAGAAGAACAGGAAGAAGAGGGGCCACGUCAGCGCUGGCCACGGCCGCAUAGGGAAGCACCGCAAGCACCCUGGUGGACGCGGAAACGCAGGAGGCAUGCACCACCACCGCAUCCUCUUCGACAAGUACCACCCGGGGUACUUCGGCAAGGUCGGCAUGCGCCACUUCCACCACCUCCGCAACAAGUACCACUGCCCCAUCGUCAACGUCGAUAGCCUCUGGUCCCUCGUCCCAGACGACGUCAAGGAUGGCGCCUCCAAGGAUGGCAGCGGCGCCAGUGCCCCGCUCAUCGACGUCACUCAGUUCGGCUACUUCAAGGUCCUCGGAAAGGGGGAGUUGCCGCAGGGCCGCCCUAUCGUCGUCAAGGCCAAGCUCAUCUCGAAGAUCGCUGAGAAGAAGAUCAAGGCUGGAGGCGGUGCCGUAGUGCUCACUGCUUGAUCCUGUCGGUUUGAACGAUCACUCCAUGCAUUUCGUAUAUUUCAACUUGAUACGUUGCUGUUCAGUAAGAACUCAUCAGGAAUGAGUUAGAUUCCAAUUUUCAGAGUUAUCUGUAGACAAAUAUUAGAUAAAAAUUGGGUUUUUUUUACACGUUGAGGUUCUUAAAAACUGAGCUUGCUGCUUGUUUGUUGUGUCAAAUAUUAACUUGCUGCUGUUCUGAUUGUAGAAAUUCUGGAUCAACAACAAUUUCUUUGC